Messenger RNA from Capsicum annuum, 1023 nucleotides. RefSeq lists its product as uncharacterized. The coding region runs from base 1 to 1023 and encodes 340 amino acids. Gene Ontology annotation, biological process: chromatin remodeling. NCBI's taxonomy places the organism in Eukaryota, Viridiplantae, Streptophyta, Magnoliopsida, Solanales, Solanaceae. The record is from RefSeq and is a predicted model, not a curated record. Gene Ontology annotation, cellular component: nucleus. The transcript has 5 exons.
AUGCAGGGAAGUAGGGGAAAGGAGACUAAGUGGGUAGGGUCUAAGGCUAGAGAUGUAGAGGGGUACAAGUUAUGGUACUCUGGUAGCGAGAGGCGUAGGAAUAGAGUUGGCAUCUUAGCGGAUGAAGAGCAUAGAGGGCAGGUAUUGGAGGUUAGAAGGAUCAGUGAUAGGUUGAUAACUGUUAAGUUAGUCAUUGGGUGGUUUACCCUGAACGUGUGUAGUGUUUAUGCACUGCAAGUGGGCUUGGACGGGAAGGAAAAGAUGUGGCUUUGGGAGGCUUUGGAUGAGGUGGUGAGAGGAGUGCCUAGUUUUGAGAAGAUUGUUAUAGCAGGGAUAUUCAAUGGGCACAUUAGGGUAUUUUUGAGAGGCUUUAGUGAUGUGCAUGGUGGUUUUGGUUUUAGGGAGAGGAAUGAAGAGGGAUCUGAUCCAUUGGAUUUUAUGAGGAAAGGGGAUAGGGUGUUGUGUAAGAACUGUAAAGUCAUUUCAAGUGAGAAUCUUUCGACUCAACAUAGGCUUUUGAUAAUGGACCUGGGUAUUAAGAAAGAUAAGAAGAGAAGGCAUGAGCAGGGUAGACCUAGUAUUAAGUGGGGCGGCUUAAUGCCGAUUACUGCACAGGAGAUAGAGAAGAAGGUGGAGGGAAUAGGGGGGGAUUGGUGGUGGAAUGAACAAGUUAAAAAGAAAGUAGAGACGAAGAAGAGGGUGUAUACAAAUUUGAUUGAGAGUAAAAAUGAAGAGGAGAAGCGGGCUAAUAGGGAGGAGUACAAGAUAUCUAGGAAAGAGGCUAUGGUAGCAUUACGACAUCUAAGAAGGCAGCGUUCACGAGCUUGUAUGCAGGAGGAUAUAGCUCUUAUGUUAGGGGAGCUGGAGCACUCUGAGGAGUGUUGUGAUAUUAUUUAUUGUAAAAGAUUUAAGGUAGAGGAGGUCAGAGAGGUUAUUCACAAGAUGCGUAGGGGUAGCAUGACGGGGCCUGAUAAGAUUCCUGUGGAUUUUUGGAAGUUUUCUAGCGAGGCUGGCUUGAGAUAG